Molecule: messenger RNA, 2180 nt
Organism: Ipomoea nil (Japanese morning glory)
Lineage: Eukaryota; Viridiplantae; Streptophyta; Magnoliopsida; Solanales; Convolvulaceae
Product: glucomannan 4-beta-mannosyltransferase 2-like
Exons: 9
Coding region: 168-1778 (536 amino acids)
Cellular component (GO): Golgi apparatus
Molecular function (GO): mannan synthase activity
Source: RefSeq, a predicted model, not a curated record
ACUUCUCUCUCCCAAUUACACACUCCACUCUCUCUUUCUCUCCCUCCACGAUGCCGCAAUUCUGCUGUAUCUGAAUUCCUCCUUCCUCUCCGCAGCUUAACCCUACGCAUAUAUUCAACUAACAGAGCAGAUCUGCUCCGAUCAAUUCUGCAACUCGCCGGAGAGGAAUGGCGGAGGUUUCCGGCAACAUUGUGGCGGCAUCGAUGCCGGAGACGCUCCGGGGGCCGGCAGCCGACAUAGCGGCGCAGAUGGGGCUGAUGUGGGAACUCAUCAAAGCGCCCCUCAUUGUCCCUCUGUUAAGGUUAUCCGUCUAUGUCUGCCUCGCCAUGUCGCUUAUGUUGUUCUUCGAGCGGCUUUACAUGGGGAUUGUGAUUAUUCUGGUUAAGAUUUUCUUUAAGAAACCGGAUAAACGGUACAAAUGGGAGGCAAUGCGCGACGAUUUGGAGUCCGGCAAUGCCUCGUACCCUAUGGUCCUCAUCCAAAUCCCCAUGUUCAACGAGAAAGAGGUUUACAAGAUCUCCAUUGGAGCUGCAUGUAACCUCUCCUGGCCGUCCGAUCGAAUUGUGAUUCAAGUCCUUGAUGAUUCCACUGAUCUUGUCAUUAAGGAUAUGAUUGAGAAAGAAUGCAUAAGAUGGGCGAGCAAGGGCGUGAACAUUAGGUACCAAAUUCGGGAGACUAGAGGUGGAUACAAGGCUGGAGCUCUAAAGGAUGGGUUAAAACACGAUUAUGUUAAAGAAUGUGAAUACGUGGCAAUUUUCGACGCCGAUUUUCGCCCCGAGCCCGAUUUUCUCCGCCGGGCAAUCCCGUUCUUGGUUCACAAUCCCAACAUUGCCCUCGUUCAAGCUCGUUGGCGUUUCGUGAAUUCUGAUGAGUGUUUGCUGACAAGAAUGCAAGAGAUGUCAUUGGACUACCAUUUUACAGUGGAGCAGGAAGUGGGUUCAUCAACUCAUGCAUUCUUUGGAUUCAAUGGGACUGGUGGUGUGUGGAGGAUUGGUGCCAUCAAUGAGGCUGGUGGGUGGAAAGACAGAACAACCGUUGAGGAUAUGGAUCUUGCUGUCCGAGCUAGUCUUAAGGGCUGGAAAUUCGUCUACCUCGGAGACCUCCAGGUUAAAAGCGAGCUACCUAGUACUUUCAAGGCCUUCCGUUUCCAGCAACAUCGCUGGUCUUGCGGUCCUGCCAAUUUGUUCAGAAAAAUGGUCAUGGAAAUCGUCAGAAACAAGAGAGUGAAUGUAUGGAAAAAGUUCUACGUGAUCUACAGCUUCUUCUUCGUUAGGAAAAUCAUAGCUCACAUGGUCACGUUCUUCUUCUACUGUGUCGUUCUUCCCUUGACCAUUUUGGUGCCCGAAGUCGAAGUCCCAAAGUGGGGAGCAAUUUACAUUCCAUGCAUCAUCACCACUCUCAACUCUGUUGGCACACCCAGGUCGAUUCAUUUGUUAUUUUACUGGAUUCUGUUCGAGAAUGUGAUGUCCUUCCACCGAACCAAGGCCACCUUCAUCGGGCUGCUUGAAUUCAGAAGAGCCAACGAGUGGGUUGUCACCGAAAAACUGGGAGAUGCUCUCAAGAACAAAUCAACCGCCAAACCCGUAGCCAGGAAGACAAAGUCAUUCUUCGGAGACAGGAUCCUGCCACAAGAGUUGGGGUUCGCCGUCUUCCUCUUCUUCUGCGGCUGCUACGAUUUCCUGUACGGGAAGAACCAGUACUUCAUAUACCUCUUCCUGCAAGUCAUAACCUUCACCAUUGCCGGAUUUGGCUACAUCGGCACCAUAGUCCCAUCCUAGUCGUCCAUCCCCAUAUAUGUCCCAGGAUGCAUGUUUUGUGGUCUCUACACAAAUGUAUGUACAUCAUAUAAGUGCGAUGAUCUGUUGAGGACAAACAUUGAAGGGAGGGGAAGACAGCUCAGCUGAGCUCCACAGAAAUGUAAGAUAAAGAAUUGGUCUUCUUGUGAGUUUAUUAUUAUACUACAGUCAGUCAGGGGAAGGAAGGUUGAAGGAAGAAGUUGCAGACAGAUUAGCUGAAAUUAUUGCAGACAGAUGGAUAGAAUAUUAUUGUGUUCUUUUAAACCUUUUAUUAGAGUGUUUUUGUUGUGUGAGAUUUAUGUCAAGUCAAUUGUUUGUUUAAUUUAGUUUUAUCAGGAAAAAAAAAACAUUUGUAAUUCAGGGUUUUUCACUCUACUAGCUCUA